Messenger RNA from Aspergillus melleus, 1770 nucleotides. It is a transcript of the gene sidI, whose product is annotated as putative long-chain-fatty-acid-CoA ligase. The record is from RefSeq and is a predicted model, not a curated record. Gene Ontology annotation, molecular function: medium-chain fatty acid-CoA ligase activity. The transcript is spliced from 5 exons. Gene Ontology annotation, biological process: fatty acid metabolic process. NCBI's taxonomy places the organism in Eukaryota, Fungi, Ascomycota, Eurotiomycetes, Eurotiales, Aspergillaceae. Bases 1 to 1770 code for a protein of 589 amino acids.
AUGGCGGCCGUACGGCGUUUGCAGCAGACCAUAUCCCACGUCCAACCGACGCAGCCAACGGAGCAACUUUCAAUCGUCUAUGGCCCUACGCAACCGGAGCUUCUAGAUAUCACUCUCGGCGAGCUUCUCACCCUCCAAAGCAUCCGAUAUGGCGACUAUGAGUGUUUGGUGUUCCCGUGGACAGGGGCUCGAUGGACAUACGCAGACCUAAGCGAUGAGGCAGACCGGGUGGCUCGGGGUCUAUUGGCGAUGGGUAUUCAAAAGGGAGAUCGCAUAGGUAUCAUGGCCGGUAACUGCGAGCAAUAUAUUUCAGUCUUCUUUGCCGCUGCCCGAGUCGGGGCUAUCCUGGUGGUACUCAACAACACCUACACUCCCUCGGAGCUAUAUUACGCCUUGGACCAUACCGACUGUCGAUUAUUAUUCCUAACACCUCGCAUUGGUCGACAUUCGCUGGAAGAUGUUCUGGCAAAAUUGGGUCCCCAACCCAAGCGGAAGGGAUCAUCGACGGCACUGGAGGAGAUCGUCAUUCUGCGGGGAGAAUACCAGAACUUUGGAACGUACAACGACCUUAUCCAGCGCGGCCUACCUCUCACUACGAACGCAUUGUUGGAUCGACAGGCCGAGUUGAGCCCCGACGACGUCUGUAACCUGCAGUUCACCAGUGGUUCAACAGGAAAUCCUAAGGCCGCCAUGUUGACGCAUCACAACCUGGUCAACAAUUCGCGAUUCAUUGGUGACCGGAUGAGCCUUACGUCUUUCGAUAUCCUGUGUUGCCCUCCGCCAUUGUUCCAUUGUUUCGGGCUGGUGUUGGGCAUGUUAGCUGUCGUUACUCAUGGGUCGAAGAUCGUCUUCCCCGGCGAAACCUUCGAUCCCAAAGCCGUUCUCCACGCGAUCUCCGAUGAGAAAUGCACAGCUCUCCACGGCGUGCCGACCAUGUUCGAGGCGAUCCUCAGUCUCCCAAAACCUCCGAACUUCGAUACCCGUAACCUUCGCACGGGGAUCAUCGCCGGCGCACCGGUCCCUCGCCCAUUGAUGAAGCGACUCUUUGAAGAACUGAAUAUGACCCAAUAUACUAGCAGCUAUGGUCUCACCGAAGCGUCGCCAACAUGCUUCAACGCAGUUAUCACCGACAGUAUCGAAACCCGACUCCGGACCGUGGGCAAGGUCAUGCCCCACGCGCGGGCCAAAAUUAUCGACGCACAAGGCAACAUCGUUCCAGUAGGCGAGCGCGGAGAGCUCUGUAUUGCAGGCUACCAAUUGACGAAAGGAUACUGGAACAAUCCGGAAAAGACGGCCGAGACACUCACGACCGACGAGGCGGGUACCACGUGGCUCAAGACCGGCGACGAGGCUCUAUUCGAUCCACAAGGCCGUUGCACCAUCACCGGGCGAUUCAAGGACAUAAUCAUACGUGGUGGAGAAAACAUCUACCCGUUGGAGAUUGAAGAGCGGCUGGCCGCGCAUCCAGCCAUCGAAGUGGCCUCCGUGAUCGGCAUUCCUGACCAGAAAUACGGCGAAGUUGUUGGAGCGUUUAUCGCCGUGGCGCCGAGCCACGAGGGCAAGCGGCCGUCCGUCGAGGAAUUGCGGACCUGGACACGCGAGACGCUGGGUCGUCACAAGGCGCCGCAGCAUGUGUUCAUCUUCGGUGAGGAAGGCGUGGAUAGCACGGUCCCAGUGACGGGGAGCGGGAAGGUUCGGAAGGUGGAUUUGCGCAAGAUUGCUGCGCAGGUGCUUGAGCGGCGUGUCAACGCAAGUGUCGACGCAAGCUGA